AUGGCGCUUGAAGCUAAGAACAAGCUCCAGUUUCUCGAUGGGUCUUUGCCCAAGCCCAUUCCUACCUCUGCCAAUCUCCCACAUUGGGUUUGCUACAACAGCAUGGUGAGAUCAUGGAUCGUUCAUUCCAUUGUUCCCACCAUUGCUCAUAGCAUAUUUUGGAUUGAUUCUGCCCGAGAUGCUUUGCUCGAUUUGCACGAUCGAUUCUCUCAGAAGAAUGCUCCUCGGAUCUUCGAAAUUCGUAGAUCCAUUUCAACAUUGAAUCAAGGUAUUGACUCCAUAUCAGCCUACUAUACCAAAAUGAAGAGCCUUCAUGAUGAAUUAUCUUCAUACCAAGCACUGCCCCACUGCGCUUGUGGAACCGCUACCACACUCCAAGAACACCUUGACUCCAAUUCCUUAACGGACUUCCUACAAGGUUUAAAUGAAUCUUACUCUGCCAUCCGCAGUCAGAUCCUAUAA
Telopea speciosissima is the source of this 462-nucleotide messenger RNA. RefSeq lists its product as uncharacterized. Bases 1 to 462 code for a protein of 153 amino acids. The record is from RefSeq and is a predicted model, not a curated record. The transcript has a single exon. NCBI's taxonomy places the organism in Eukaryota, Viridiplantae, Streptophyta, Magnoliopsida, Proteales, Proteaceae.